CCCUGCUCUUUGCCUCUGCUGUUGCUUCAAAGUGCUGGAAGCAUCAGAUGACAAGAUCUGGUCCUAGGCAGUGGAGGGCACUGGGGAAACUUGAACUGGUUUGGUGUUGGGUCAUCUCCUCCUGGGUGGUGGGACAUGGAAAAGGCUGAAAGUGGGGAUGGCUUUCUCUGAUGUGCCUUUUCUUUUGGGUCUUCUUUCGGAGCUUCACAACUGCAGUCCACACGUUUUGCUUCCAGCGAGAAAAACACCUGCAAAUUCUCCACAGAAGAUCUUAUUGCAUCUGGGUGUGAUAGCUGGAUCAUUGCACUUGCCCUGGUUUCUCUCCCAGGCUAAUUACAGGCCUCUUGGACUCUCUUGGGCAGCUUUGGCAGGUGCUCAACUUGUCUAGCUCCAGUGCCGGGGAGCCCCAACCACAACCAUAAAGUCUUUCCCCAGCUAUUAGGAAGCGGUUAUGCCCCUUGGGCAUCUUCUCAUCGCCAGAAGCUGGUAAGUGGACAGGUCCUACACAAAUAAACUUCUGAAGGGCAGGGAGUCAAAAUAUCCCUGGGCUUAUUUGGUGGAAGAAGGUUAACCAGUGUGAAGUCUAUGAAUUGCUGCUGACCCACUGUUGUUGACAAAAUAACAGUGUUAUUAAUUGGAGUCACAGGCAGACUACCUGGGGACAUUUAGAAGGAGCUGGGCCAUCACAAGGGCCAAGAUCUCCCUGGGAGAAGAUCUGUCUGGGCUCUUUGGAGAUGCACGUAGGGUCUUGGCCAUGCUCUGGUUUGGGUUCUGUUGCUGAGGAUGAGGUGUGUAAGGGUCUCAGUCUCCCACAGUGGCCACGGGAGUGUGGGGACUUGCUGACAGGGGAGCUGUGGCAGAGAGGCACAGGAGGAGCCCAGGCACCAGGUGACUCCUUUAGAGUGAGCUGAAGUGGUCUGUUGAUCAAGUUGAUGGUGUCCCUUCUCAUUGCAUGGAGAUUGGACAAGAUGACCUUUAAAGUUCCCUUCCAACCCAAACCUUUCUAUGUUUUUUAUGAUGACUAUAAAGAGACUCCUGGGUCCCCAAAUUGAGGUUUCUGCCCUCAAGCUGAAUCCUACCCAUGGCAUCAUUGCAUGAGCAGGAGCAACAGCUUCAUCGUGAAGGUGAUGUUCAGGAGUGUGACCUGCGCUGCUCUCAUUGACGUGGGAGGCGCUCACUGUCACCUGCCAUUCCCCCAGCCCGGCAGCUUAUUUUAGCUUGUGUCAGGGCAGUGGUCGGUACGUGGCCUUGGGUGCCAUUGCAGCAUUUCAACUAGAGCAGAACUGCCAUCAUGGCAGCUGAGCCCAGCAAGCUCCAAAGCUGUCUGCUCCUAUCAUGGCUGGCAAGUUCGUUCACAGCUUCUCACGGCAGUGCGUGAUGAACAGCUUGCUUCCCUCGGCCUGGAAGCGAGCAGAAAACCCGUGCUGGCACUGGCCCAAGACAGAAGCUAUGGGAAUCCUCCUCGACAGCGUGACAGCAAAUGCUUGUCUAGCGUGGGGCCGGUGCUGGGAGGCUCUCGCCCAACGAGCCCUCAGUGAAGCCUGUCCCAUUGCAGGAAGAGCUUGCCUUGGGCUGUGAGGUUUCCUGCACCUGCGUGACUAAGCACGAUGGAAAGCACCUUUGGUGUGUGCCAGGGUGGUAGAGAUUCAGCUGCCAGCAAAGAAACGUGCCAGUGCGUGUCCCACCAUGCUUUGAGGAGGUGGGUGGCACCUAGUGGAGGCGGGCAAAGGGGCUGUGCCCUCUCCUUAGUUUCCUUAAAAAGCUUGCAGUCACCUCCAAGGUAAGGUCAGCCACAUUUAGGUGGAGCAUCAUACAGGUGAAAGGUGCUCCUCAAGGGCUAACAGGUCCCUAUAGCCCCACAGCUGAAGCCCCCUUUGCUAGGAUGCUCAGCCUUGCCUAAUUCAAGUUCUGCCGUGCAAACAUGACAUGGAGGAGCCAAUGGGAGCAAGAUCCAUAUGCCUGCUCCGCUUGCGCAGCCUCUCAGCAUGGUUUUGCCUGGGGUCAAGUGGCCGCAGGGGUGGAGCAGUCCAUCAGGCAGGAGUUUGGAGCAGCUUGACCGUUCUCUGCAGAGCAACCAUGGCAAGCGGCCCAUGUUUCACAAGUGGGGUUUUCCCAUCAGGCUCUCCACCGGCUAUAAAUAUCAGGAAACGUUUUGUCAUUUUCUGCUCCGGAGAAGGUCAGGAGCUGGAUUCUGUGGUCUUCAGAGCUUUAAUGAGGUUGGCGAUUUAUGCAGUAUACCCAGAAAUCCCCCAGAGCAGCCUGCCUGGGGCCAUUUGGCUCUUUGGAUGGAGAAGUCUUGAACGCCAGCCUUUGACAAAGUUACCUUAGCCACUCUUUAUGAGAGGUCAGGUCCUGCUAUAUUUUUCACGUGCUCUUCAUCUCCAAGGCCAGAUGUUAACUCUUGGAUUGCAGCAGAACCCACUCAUGAGAGGUUUGAACCAUCCUCUGUCUGUGGUAGGAAAAGCUUCUACCGUGGAUCCCAGGACAGACACAGGGGCAGCAGCCACUGGUCUCAUGAACUUGCUGGGAGCUCAUCAUGCAGCUUUCCUGACUCAUCAGUGCUUGUUAUGCUGCUUGUGGUGUGGAAAUGCCUAAAAUUUUCUUUUUACCUUCUCCGUCAAGGAAGCUGGUCCUUCCAGAAUCUCCCUUGGGGCUGUUUGACUCCCAGGUGGUUGGUCUCUGAUGGCCAGACCAUUGCAUUUACCAGUAUGUUCCUGCCACAGGGGAACAGAGUCCUCAACAAAUGGCAGAAGACUUUAAGCAGCCCUCAGCGCAAACUGAUUUUCUAGCUUUUAUUCAAAUUAGAGUAUUCACCUCGCAGUAUCCCCUCAAACCAAUACUCAGUUAAACUUGUGAAACUACCCAUGCAGUGCUCUGCCAUCUCCGUUAUUGGGAUGUGCCCAACAAAUCAAGCAGGAAGAUCCAGCCACAGGAGUUUGCUCAAACAUCUUGACAGCUUUCCUGGGUCAUGGAGAGCCACAAACGUCAGGUCCAUGCCACCUGUCACCCCAGCAGCCGCACAGGGAGGAGGCAGAGCCUCUGGCUGCUGCCUCUCCUGUUUUUCCCAGCAGAUACAGGAAUGCUUUGAUGUCUGCUCCCCUGGCCCCAAGUGCCCAGCACCGGGAUUAACCACCAGUCAGACCCCUCCACCACUUCCAAAUAAAUCUCCUAAACUCAGACAUGCCCCACUCAGAGAAGUCCCAGCAUUCCCAUCUUGCAGAGUAAGAGUUAAAAAUAGAUUCUCCCCUUGCACCUGCCCCUCUGAAGCCAGGACUGUACUUUUAUUUUUACAGCCCAUAUUUCCUGGCGGUUGGCUCCUCUCCUGGGGAAUAGAGAACACGGACAAAUAGAAAAAUUAUCCAUCUUAAUGGUGCAGAAAGGUAGGCGACAUAGAAAGCGCUCACACUAUGCCUGAGUUGGAGGAAACCGUGCUUGCCCUAACUUCUCCCUCCUACAACCUCCUGCUUAGAAACCAAGGCAGAAAUGCAGCUUCAGGGAUGGUCCUUAGGAAAAAUACUGGAUUUUUCUCCUUUUUGCAUUUUUCUAGACGACCCUUCAAAGGGACAGGAGGGCUGCAAAAUUUGAAUAUAGAAUUGCGUGUUUGUGAGAGUGUUAUAUCUGUCUCUGAGGGCUUUUUGGAGCUCAGGUUAGCAUCCCCUAUGCAGAUCUCUGAAGUGGCAAAGGAAGACUGGCUCAGCCACUAUUAAAUGGUUUCAGUGAGGCUGAAUUACUUUUGCAAAAGCCUGUGUGUUUACAUUUCAUAAGCUUAUUUUAAAAUACGUGUAUACAAGAGCAGGCUUAUUUAUAAGGCAGAAUAGCCUGCUGUGUCCUUACCUGACUUAAGUGUUCAAGGAAGCAGCUUUUUUUUUUUUUACUUUUUACAAGCACAGUUUAAAAUAAAAUACUGGUUUGCUGUGCACCAGUGAAUCUGCCCAAGAGGAGGUCAGGGCAAGGUCUUGUUUUCUGACUGUAAAAAGCUAUUUUGCUUGUUUAUGGAGCUUCCUCUUGCCAGCUGUCAUUUUAGGUUAAUCUGUUAAUGACAGCUAUAGGUAAAAAAACCCUCAUUUCUAUCCCCCAGAGUCCUGGCAAGUUUGCAUUGCCAAAAUCCCAAACUAGCCAGGUUUCCCAGCAAACAGCAUUUGGGAACUUUCCAUCGGUAAAGCAGGAUUUGCUGGGUGACCCAUUCGGUCCAGGUUCUUGGCAAGGUUUCUGGCUUCAAGUCCCCCAGGGAAAUACAUGAGAAAGCCUUUUGGGAGGGAUCUUGGCAUUUUCUGUUUCCCCUGAAGGAAGGAUUUCGUUCUUUAUUCUUGGUUUUAAGCAUAUGGACUGGUAACACACCAGCCUGGCAGCAGGAAGGUGAGGAGCAACUUAUGGUGGUGCUGAAAGUCUGCAGGUUGAUGCUGAAGUAUGAUGAGCUGUUACAUAUGGACCUUAAUGGCAGGAUGGGGAGGGUUAGGAGAGCCCCAAGGAGCCAUUGAUUUUCAUGAAAGUGAAGUUUUGACUGUAGGACAUACAAUUCAUCUUGCACAAGGGACAAAAAACCCGUACGUGUUUUUAUGCCUAUGCUCAGAGAUGUUUUUCUGCUUCUUGCAAGCUUCCACAAAGCACGUGGGCCUGGUGGGUAUGAACAUGAAGACCUAGGAGGUAGGGAGGUGAGAAGAUGCCAUUUAUAGUCAGGAAAGAGCUGAAGCAGACCUGGUGUGAGGGAUAAUUUUCCAUCCAGUGAAGCCGUAAACCAAAGCCUUGACCACUGGUGGUUAUUUAAAGGCUCCUGCAGCACUUCCUGCAUUGGGAAGGUACUUGGCCUAUGUUCAGGCUGGGCGACUGCACUUGCAAAGCCAAAUAAACAGCAGCCACUUGAACUUUCCACCUUGCAGGCUCGGCCAGAUGCCUCGUCCCCAGGCUGUGGCGAGGCACCACACCUCAGACAGGCUUUGCAGACAAGCCUCUUUGGGGGAUUCGGGGUGAUGACGACGUUUUAGGGUUGAGGGGUGCUUUUCCUGUUGCAUGAAAGGCCCCAAGGGAAGAGUUUGGGGCUGCUUGGAGCUGAAAAGGGGGUGUCUGGGAAUGGAGAACUGUGUCUCCAGAAUGGGCUGCGAUGCCCUAUGCAUGGGUCCGUGUCCUUCGCUGACCUUGGGCAGAGCAAAGAGAAAGGAAAUUAUAUCCUUUAAAGCUAGAUAUGUACUUUAGAUGCUAAAUUUCCUGAGAGGAGCAUAAUCAAAGUACCCAGGACCAGGGGCCUCAUCUGUCCAUCAAGACAUGUCAGGGAUGCAUGAGUGUGGUGACCAUCCCGUCUGCAGGAUGUCCACAAAGAUGCCAAGGCAUGGUGGUGCUUCAUCAGUUGGGGAGGUUGGAGGUAAUCACUUCCAACCUCAGUCCUGUGACAGUCAAUAUGAAAUGUCAGGCUCUCGUCUGUAUGUAUUUUGCUGCUUUUAUCGAGUUGUAUUUAACACAGUGCAUGUCUCUCUCCACUUCUGACCCUUCCCUGGUGACCCAAGAUGUUUCAGCAACUCACAUGAACCCUGCAAUGGAUGCUCCUUCCUCACAUCCAGCAACAGCCCCUCAGCCUGGGAACUUUUGCAAGACUUGGCAGCGAGGCUGUUGCAGGAGUAUUUCACACAGGACCCAAAAAUAUUGCUGUCGGUGCAGCGUCGGUCGGCCUGAACGCAGGGUCAGGUCCCUAAGAAAUCAGACUGUUGACGAACAAGCUUGAGCAUAUUCAAACGUUUCGUCUGAUUUUCUUGGACUGCAAAGUUUCCAAGGGAGCCAAAAAGCUAGCUGCUCUUCUUGUUGAUUUUGCUGACCAGAAAUACAGCCAUGUUCAGUGAAAUAAGGAAGCUGAAAUUCUUGUAUUGCUGUAGCAGAGAGGGGAAAAGCUCAAUUUGGAAAAGCUCAAAUGUCCGCUUUAGUGAUCAAAGUCCAAGGUGGUGUGCCCCAGCUCUGUUGCCUGCUCUCUGCCUGCACUCAGCAUUGAGGAUGAUCACUCAGGCAUGGGGCAGCCUACAAUAUCUAGCCCCAGGACCAAGAUCCUUGCUUGACAUCCCUCUGGAUUUCUAGCAAAGAAGCAAAUCCAGGGGCAUUUCCCUUAGUCAAGGUCAACAAGAUGGAUCCACACAGGCACUGGGGAGUGCUAAUGCAAGCAGUGCUGAUACCUGCCAGCACUGAACUGGGAUGAGAGAGCAGGAGACUUCAGGCAGGAGCAGAGCAUUGCUUUAAACUGCAAAUGAACUCUGAAAUGACAGUGAACUUGAAGCAAGCCCACGUUUCAGACCAGACUGGCCAUGAAUCAGCUCUGGAAAAUGAAAGACAAAACUUUCUGACUUCAGUUCAAGUUAUGAACUUCUAAACUCCCAAUUAUCUGGUUUAAUGGAAGCAAGCCAGAGACAAAACAUUUUUUGAGGCGAGUGUAUGGGACAGCUUCCUGAAAAUGAACUCAUUGAAAAAGGCGUGAUUUGUUUGAGUCAAAAGUUUUACUCAGUGUCUCAUAUUUUAAAAAUCUUGGUAAAUUUGACAUGAAGAUAUGUUACUGUGGAUCCCAGAGCUGCCCUUGAGCAUCCUCCAUCACUUUGCUGCUCUUUGCUAAAAUGUAGGGGCAUGAUAAAUCACUUCCAAAAAAGAAAGUUGAAGAAAAUACCACAUGUUAAGCCCAUCUGAAUGAUGGCAAAUCUGCAGAAAGCUUUUGCAUAGGACAGCCAUGUAAGCUUACUCCUUUGCCCCCAAGAUAACAACCCCAGGCUGGCAGUGAACGAAGGACAAGUAGGGGCAAUGGGGCAGCCCAUGGCUGGCUUUGCUAUUUCACGGCACAGCUUUGGGGUGGUGGUUACAAUUGGGACAUCCCACGUGUGUGGGUGCACGUUUUCUGGGCAGAUCUUAGUACAGCAGGGUUUUUUGCAGAUGCUGUUCCAGAAAAAAGCUUUUUCCCCUCUGUUUCCCUUUAAAAUACUGAUUAAUUUUCUCUUUUACUUUAAAAAUGGCUCUAUAUUCCCAAAACUGUCUGCAGGCAUUUAAGAAAAUCAGAAUAUAUGCCUGAAGCUCUGCUAGGGAUAAAAAUGCAGAAGAGGUGUCAUGCACGCAGCUGGGCAGCAGUUCCUCCUGCAAGCUGCUAAAAUUGGCACCUGCUAAAGUUAGCAGAGAUUUCUUUGAGUUUUUGUUUGUUUUACUGAAGUGGACAGGUCAAGGACCAGGGUUUAUCUGCGCCCUGACAUCAAAGGGAUCACCCAUGGUCCCAGUUGCAGGGUAUCAUCCUUGUUCUUGGGCUGUGGCUGCAAGCUGGAGGAUGGCGGGGGGUGUGCUGCUGGUGAGGAGCUGGUGGCAUUGUCACCAGCUUUGGAGAGCAUGGUGCACACAGUGAUGCUCCUGCCCAGCUCCUGCCUGCAGUUGUGGUGGCGAAGUGGGGGAAGCUCAGAGUUAAUCCUUGGCUUUAACCAAAAUUUCCUCUUCCUACCCCUACUCGAGACUCGGGCAUUGCGGCAGCCUCCUGGGAGCAUAUUUGGGGCAGGUGCCCCUUCACGACUGAGUUAGGUGAAAGCUUCACGGGUGCAUCCAUCCAAACGCAGGUUGCAGCAGUCCUGCAGGCUCGCAGAGGCUCAGCCAGGGAGGGUGUAGGUCCAGCUUCACGGGAGAGGUCGGUUGACAUUUCCAGACCCUGCAGGGAAGCCUCUUAGCCAGGUCCCUAAAGUCCUUCAGAUGCCGCUGUGGGGUGGAGCAAGUGCAGCACACAGGCAGAGCUCAAGGGAGGUCCUUCUGCUUUGUUUCUAGUAAAUGCCUGCCCAGGGUGUGCUAAUGACAGCAGAGAGGAUGUGCGCCAUCGGUUUGACAAACUACACUGAUGGCAGAUCUGGAAAACAGGGUGGGGAGUGUUACCAACCGGCUGAUAAAAGAAAACCCCGUGGAAAUUCCCACCUGGGAACGUGCAGCAGAGCUUUACACCAUGCCUCAGCUUUUAAUUACAGCGCUCAUUUAGCAGCCCUUGGCUGCCCGUCCCCGUCCCCACGCUGCCCACAGUGCAGGGAGAUAGGCUGGGAACAGAUCAAGCUGAAAAUAAACUUUUUUUUUUUUCUUUUUUAAUUCCCUCAAGGCGAGAUCGGCUCCUGGGUGCCUUCACCAGGGCAGCCAUCAACAUCUCAGUGCCCUUGUGCCAGCAGGGCUGAGCCAAGCCGGGUGGCAGCUGACUUUGCGCUGGAGCGGAUAAGCCCUGUGCCCUGUGGGUGGAGGGGACAUUUUCAGUGCCCCUUGUCUCUGCUCCUUCAGGCUAGACUGCAGUGGGACAGAGUAGGUCCCAUGACAGCCCCUGGGCUUGUUUUGGUUGUCAUGUGCAGUGCCAAAUGUAAAUCAUUUGUGAAAUAGCAAAACAUCCUUUGCGCUGGCUGCUGUGAGUACUCUAUGCACAGUGCCUUUAGGGUGCUGUAGUAUCAUUUUUCUGCUAAGAUUUUUAAAACAGUACAGAUUUCAGCGUGGAGCCAAAUAUAUUAAUAGGAAUGCCCUCAUUUAGCUGCUUCUCCAUACCACAGUAGCUUGUAAUGGGGGGAUCGAUCCACCCCUAAGUCAGCACUGGGUGUUUCUGCACUUCUGCAAGGUCUCCGUAGAUUUUCCUCAAUGUUGCGUUUUCCGUUGGCUACAGACUGGCUCUUUAGGAAGCAACACAAAAAGAGAUGAAGGAAAACCCUCCUGGGGUGCACCCACAACAGGCAGGGUUGGGAAUGGUUGUCUGCCUCCCUCCCCAGGCUGAAACUGUCCUGUGUGUCCCUGGGAGCAGAGGGGCAGGGACCACUCUCGCCAGAUUUCAAAGCAAGUGUUUAACCCGGACAGCUGAGCCACUCCUGAUGACCUCUGGUUCUGGCAGACUGGGAACACCCAGAGUAGGUCCCAUGGCAGCCCUACAGAGCCCAUACGUGCAGGAGCACCUGGUUGGUGCUGCUGAGCCAGGAGCCCAGAGCAGGGAUCAGCAGCACCCAGUGAGUGCGGUGGGGAGAGGGGGUGGUGGUGGGGCAGCCUGGAUUUUAGGCAUGGUCCCGUUUUGCUCAUGGCCCAUGCAGCCGGCAACAUUGCAGAGGAUACUGCCUGGCACUCUUGCCACUGGUGGCAGUGCCCCGUGGUGAAGGUUUUUGGAGCCAAGCACAUCAGCUCAGUCUCUGGGACCCUCUUGAGAUGCAGUAUUGCUGUGUUGGAAUGAGGCUCCCUGGGUUUGCCUCUCCCACAGGUAUUGUGUGACAGGCCCAUCCCCUGCGCAGCAGCUUUGGCUUUUUGCUUGGAGUUAUUGGAGUUGCUUUUUCAUUCACCUCUUUUGCUUUUCCUCCCGCUGAGAGGCAGAGCAAGAGCGUGUGCAUCUCCAAAAACAUUUACUAUCAUCAGUAGCUGGCUGUUGGCUUCAUCAUACAUGAUGAAUUUGGGGUUACGGCUUAAUUUAUCCAGGGAAACUCGUUUGCUUUCAGCUUGAUUAGAGCCAGCUCCAGCACAACAAGGGUGGCUGGGAAAUGCCACCCACACCGGGGUGUCAGAACGCCUCUGAAACCAUCCAGGAGCCAGGGAGCCAAGCAGAGACAGAGCAGCUUGCGUGUCUCCAGGCCAUUAAAGCUUACCCCUGGGGCCUGGGAGGAUGUGCAGAGCACGGAUGAAACACCGCAUCCUGCCUGUCCUGUCCCUACUGGAUCCGGCCAUAGGAGCUGAGGAAGUUUUCCUGCUUAGCAGGGUGGGGAGGCUUCACAUCUCAGCCUUUAUUUAAUUUUCAGGUGAUAAAAGUGUUGCUUCCCUGCCCAGCGCGUCUGAGCAGCCAGCACGUUCAAACACUUCCCUUUGUGCAGGGAAUUUGCAUUUCCCUAAAGGCAGCACCAGUUUUAUGCAAAUACCCCGAUGAAAGAAAAUCAAAGCCAAGCCAUGCUCAUGAGUAAGCAUUCCUGGGCAUUGCUUGAGCAGUCAGAUGCUCUUUUGCAAACUUUGGUGAGGGAGAAGCAGCAUGGCAUUGCUAGCCAUGGGCUCCUCUGGCCCAAAAAGCACUGUGUGAUGACCACUUCGCCUCCCUGUUGUCCCAAGAGCAGUAUCAGUCUGGAAAGUUGCUUUGGGGCUGCAAUGACCCACUAUUGGAUUUUCUUUUCCUGGGUGCACUGUUCCGUGGGACGUGGCACGUUGUGUGUGUUCACAUGACAUUCCACAGCAGGACUGUAGGCAGGAUGGGUUUCUUCCUCUUCCAGCCAUUCCUCUGAGGAUGUGGUCCUUCGCCUUCAAUGGUCUUCAAAAUCACCUGGGUAUGUCUAUUGCGGCCAGCUGGGCUGUGCUGCACAGCCUUCUCCUUAGUUUCUCUCCCAGGAUGGGAAGAGGAGUGAGUAGCAGCAUCCCACAGCAGCUCUGACACGAGCUUCUUGCUUGUGCAAAUCAUUGCAGUUUCUCUUUCUGAGAUGCCAGGGUGUUCACUGGCUUUUAUAAAGCCACCACUGGAAAUCCUUCCUCUGAAUGACAGGAAUAUGAUUAGAUGACUGUUCAUCUUAUAUAUUGAAAGAGACGAUUCAUUUUAAGUGACAGGAAGCACCAGGAUCUCUGUAGUUUGCCAUCAAUUCCCUUUUUAGCUGGUUUUGCGUCAAACAGCAGCUGAGAGCAGCCUAGGCAUGCCAGAGCAUCGCUGCAUUGCCAGUGAGGAUGUGAUUUAAAACAUGCUCAUCUGGAGUGCCAGUAGCCUGCUUUAGCCUUAUGCAGCCCUGAAGAAGACCAGCUUGAUUGUAAUGGGGGAGCCCGUUUUUGCAGUCUGAGACCACAUCCCAAGUGGCAGCAUUGUAGGACUCAGGUCCUAAGAAGUUUCCAGACCAUUUUCCUAAUGCUCAGGAAGUCCUGUUCAAGUGAGGUUUUUUAAUCCCGUUGUUAAUCCAGUUUGGAUCCCACUUGAUGGAGAGCCCUGGGGAAGGGCUGCGGUGCCACCCAGCCACCUAGCCAUCAGGCAGUCAUAGAAUGAGAGAAUGGUUUGGGGUGAAAAGGACCUUUAGAGGUCAUAUAGUCCAACCCCCCUCCCAUGGGUAGAGACAUCUUUCACUAGAUCACUAGCUGCUUAAAGCCCUGUCCAACAUGACCUGGAAGGCUUCCAUGAUGGUCCAACAUGACCAGGAAUGAGGCAUCCACAGGUCCCCUGGGCAACCGGUUCCAGCAUCUCACCACUCUGAUCAUAACAAAGUUCUUCCUUAUAUUCAAUCUAAAUCUAUCCUCUUUCAUUUUAAAACUGUUGCCUCUUGUCUUACCACUGCAGGCCCUAGUGAAAAGUAUUUCUCCAUCCUUCUUAUAAGCCCCCUUUACGGGCCACAGUAAGUUCACCCCGGAGCCUUCACUUUUCCAGGCUGAACAACCCCAGCUCUCUCAGCCUUUCCUCACAGGAGAGGUGUUCCAUCCCUCUGAUCACCUUUGUGGCCCUCCUCUGGAUCCGGCUCGUAACAGCUCCAUGUCUUUCCUGUACUGCGGACCCCAGAGCUGGACACAGCACUCCAGGUGGAGUCUCACCAGAGUGGAGUAGAGGGGCAGAAUCCCCUCCCUUGACCUGCUGGCUGCGUUACUUUUCAUGCAGCCCAGGAUACGGUUGGCUUUCUGGGCUGCAAGCGCACAUUGCUGGCUCAUGUCCUGGUUUUCAUCCACCAGUAUCCCCAAGUCCUUCUCCGCAGGGCUGCUCUCAGUCCAUUCAUGAUACUGGGGGUUGCCCUGAGCCAGGUGCAGGACCUUGCACUUGGCCUUCUUGAACCUCAUGAGGUUCACGUGGGCCCAGUCAUCAAGCCUGUCAGGGUCCCUCUGGAUGGCAUCAUCCAUGAUGGGUAUCAACCACACCACUCAGCUUGGUGUCACCUGCAAAGCUGCUGAGGGUGUACUCAAUCCCACUGCCUGUAUCACUGAUGAAGAUAACUGAACAGUACCAGUCCUAAUAGAGACCCCCGCUGACACUACUUGUUACUGAUCUCCAUCUUUACACACCAGGCAGGCUCUGCGCAAUGAGUGGAGACACCAGUGUCCCACCAGCAAGAGCAGCUGCAUGCAACUUCUAGCAUUUCAUCCCCUUUGAUCUUUUAUUUGGAAGAAAACCACCUUAUUUGCUCUGCAGGCUUUCACGGGCAGGGGACACCUCAGCACCCACCAGCACAGUGUCCCUUGGCACUGGGGUUUUACGCAAGAGCAGCAGCAGCUCAGACCAAAGGAUUUUGUCCCUGUUGCUGGCAGUGGCUGGGUGCAGUGGGUGCAGCCAGGAGAGGGUACAGGAUCAGUCUGUGCCCACAGUCAUGCAGCCAAAUCUGGAAGCUUGAAGGUACCUGCCUUUGUCCCUAGAGCUUUGCUGACAUACUGCUAUUGCAGAGCAGUGGUCCCAUGGCAACUAAGGAGCUGUGCUGUGGCUUAUUCCUGACUUAAGGAGGUUUCCAGAAGGGGGUUGAAGGGGAAACCUUCUAUGCAGGACCUGGGCUUGGUGGGAUGAGCCAGGAGCUUGGCAUGCCAGGGAGUCUGCAGCAUGCCUGGACUUUGCAGCAUCCCAUGCAGGAGCAGGGCAUUUCCUAUCUCCCUUCACUUGUUCCGUGGCUUUUAAUUAUGCUGGCUGACACCCAUCAUGGUUUUCCUGAUAUCUCUUUGUAUUAUUUGUAGCUCUGGAGGGGGUACUUAAUACCUGCAUGCAGCAUCCCAUCCUGCUGGAGGGGUGGUUUCUGCUGUGGGGUGGCAGUGGUCAGGGCUGGUGAGGAUGAUGAGGAGCCAACCCAGGGUUUUCCAUGCAGGACUCCCCCCAUGUGCUGGUGGCCGCCUUCAAAAGUCCUUCAGUGCCCACGACAAGGGAGAGGGCUAGUGGUGUUGCCACCCCCCAGCAGCCUGUCACGAUAUGUAUGAUCCUGUCUCCACAGGGUGAAAUGCAUAGACGCAAUACUGGCCAGCAAGGAUGAGAUGGUUUGGGAGGACAACCUCUGAGAGCAGAGGGUCUGGAUAGUGUAGAAAGUUCAAGGACCCACAAGCCCCGUCUCUACCUGGUGCCAUUGACUUAGGAGAGCUGUCUUUCUCCAGAGCUUGGCUUCUGUGGUCAAUGCUGGCUAUAGCUUGAUCCACCAGAGAAGAAUUUUCCAUGGGGCUGAUGACAGUCAGAGCAUGUUUUCUUCUCUCCCGUGUUGCCAUCCCCAGCACAUCAUGGAGCACUAUUUCAACACUAUCUGCAGGUCGAAAUCCACCCGUUGGGUAGACUGAGUCCCCUGGAACCCCCUUCUUUGUCAACAAACAUCAAAGCCACCGCGGCCAGUUGGUGUUGGGAGUUAUGCAAGAUGUGCCAGUGACGCACAGAGGGCUGCUGAUGCCCUUCGGUCAGGGCUACUGUUGGCUUGAUGAGGUAGGACCAGGCGGCAUAGGGACAUCUUCACAGCGGGAUGCCACCACUGAGUGGGGACAUACCAAACAGCAAAGUUCAGGUCAGGUGGAAAACGGGGCAGUUGGAGACCAGGGGCCAAAACAACAGUGCUGGGGUAGGCAGUAGAAAAACUAAACACAGGCUGCACCUCUCCCAAAAAUAGCCUUCCCGGCACAGGCUCAAGCUGUGCUUCGAAGGGGAGGUCACAACAGCCCCUCCAUGCCCUUCCCAGGGGGCUGCUGCUGCCCAUGCUCCAGGUGCUUCCCCCCGUAAAAGGCUGAGAGGCAUUGCUCCCACACACACAUUUUGCCAUUGAGACACCUGCCACAAGUAUUAAAUUAACUCAAAAUGAUGGGAGAAACCACAACAAGCAGAUGUUCAGCUGCGCCAGAGAUUCAGAGUGGGAGAGGCAUGUGGUGAUGGCAGUUGUCAGGGGGGACCGCUGGGGUCAGCUUGCCCCCCUGUGUGUGUUCUGGCGUGAUGCUGCUGCUUUGGGAUUUUUUUCUUUCCAAGGAUGCUCUUGGGCGAGGCAGGAAGUCCUGAAAUGCCCCAUCAGAUGCAGAAUGCGGUUUUUUUCCUGAUUGCUCUGGCCGAAAGAAAUCCCUGAAGGAAGUGGGGGGAGCUAGCCCCCAGUAUUUGGGGUGCCUCACUUCCCUGUGCAUCAGGCACCGGAGCGUGGGGACCAGCUGUCCCCAAACAACCGAGCCUUUCACCCCCCAAAAGCAAAAACCUCCAGGGUGCACCCUCUGCAGAUUUGGGAGGCAGCCAGCCCAAAGCCUGCUAUUACUUGUCUCUGUGGAGUUGGCCUCUCUUCCACCCCCCUCGCUGGGUUUUUUUUUUCCUCCUUUCCCUUCAAACACAAGCCAGGAAAAGCCUCUGACGUCGGCACAGCUGCUGCGAGCUCCUCGUGGCUGCUGGGAGAAGGCGGCAGAGGGGAUAUCCCGGAUCAUAAAACCAGGACCAUGCUGCGAGCGGGGCCACUGCUGGCUACCCCCUCGCUCUCCGCCGGGAUUUAUGAAGGUGCUGAGGAGCAGCUCUGAGCCCCGCAGCCCCCAGCAGCCCGCCCUGUGAAGCAGCGCACAGCCGCCUCACCUCGUCUCGCCCGGCAUCCCGACCCUCCGACUCAACCAUUCAAGGCUCCCGUGCAUGGAUCGCCCCAGCGAGGGACCGCUGCUGGACGCCGCCGACGCCGCCCCAUAGGCUCCCGGCCCCCUGUGCCGCCCCCAAGUACUCCACAUACCCUGAUGGGGUAACGUGACGGGGGUCACCCUCCCGCCACCGCCACCACCCCACAUGCAGAGGCCUUUCUAGAGCGCAAGGGAGCGUGCGGCACCGGAGGCGGCAGCCACACACCGUCACACACACGCCGAGGACGCCGACACUACAGCAAAGGGAUUUUUAUUGUUAUUAUUAUUAUUAUUAUUAUUAAUAAUAUUAUUAUUAUUACCAUUAAUAUUAUUUUUUCCCAUCUGGCUUUUUACACUGGGGGGCUUGCAGUGUGUCGAGGAAUCAGGCACGCUCCCAGGAGCUGGGAUUAUUUGCACAACAUCUGUAUAUUGAGUUCUCGAUCCUGUUUUAUUUUUAUUUUUUAAGUGCAGAGGAGUUGUUGGGGUCUUUUUUCCCCUCCACGCCACACUUUUGUUGGGUUUUUCUCCCACCAUCAGCACCACCUCAUCCUCCUCCCAUCCCACCAUGGCCCGGAUGAACCGCCCUGCACCAGUGGAGGUCUGCUACAAAAACAUGAGGUUCCUGAUCACCCAUAACCCCACCAAUGCCACACUCAGCACCUUCUUGGAGGACCUGAAGAAGUAUGGUGCCACCACAGUUGUGCGAGUGUGCGAAGUGACCUAUGACAAGACCCCCCUGGAGAAGGACGGGAUCACCGUCAUGGACUGGCCGUUCGAUGAUGGAGCACCUCCUCCCAGCAAGAUAGUGGAAGAUUGGCUCAACUUGUUGAAGACCAAGUUCUGUGAAGACCCUGGCUGCUGCGUGGCCGUGCACUGCGUGGCCGGCCUGGGGCGUGCUCCCGUCCUUGUUGCGCUGGCCUUGAUCGAGAGUGGGAUGAAGUAUGAAGACGCCAUCCAGUUCAUCCGACAGAAGCGCAGAGGAGCCAUCAACAGCAAGCAGCUGACGUACUUGGAAAAAUACCGACCAAAGCAGAGACUCCGAUUUAAGGACCCUCAUAACCACAAGAACAAAUGCUGCAUCAUGUAACCUCAACGACCUCUUGCCAAAAUCUGUGCACACAGACACCCGGGCACUCGCACACAUCCCACCCCCUCACCUCCUUGCCCAGCCCUGUGCACCUCAUGCGCCGCCCCACUGCCAGAGCUGGGGUGGGGGGACAUGGAGCACCACCAGCGUGUUCCAGCACCCACAGCACGGUCGUAUUGCUGGAGCCCCGAAAAAGGCUGCUCUCUCCAGCUACAGCCCUGAGGAGGGAAGGCAGCACUACCCUUUGACUCUUGGUGUUACAGGCAAUGAGCUCAUGUGAUGGUUCUUCAUCGCCUUCCUCCUUCUCCCUUUCCCCUCCCAUUGCACUGAGAGGGUUGGACAAAGGGUGCUUGGUUUGGGGUGAUGCAGGCAGGUCUGUGUCAGUUGGGAAGGGAUGGGGAGCAGGAGGGCUGGAGCACUCCCAGAAAAACCCUUUCCCACCUCUUCCCUAUAAAUAAGGGCUGUAGCAGUGGGGACAGAAGUGGGGAUGGUGCAGUGGCCUCAGGGGGGAAGAUGGUGAUAGCAGGGAGAGGUAAAGGCAGCUUGUAGCUUGGUGCUGGCCCUCUGGCCACAGGAAGGGCUGAGCUAAGUCCCCCAGCACUAUUCUGUGUCUCCUGACCCCUGUGCCACAUCACCCUCUCCCUGUUGCCUUGAUGCCAGCCAGGAUGCUGCAGAUGGGGCUCAUUGGGGGCUUGCUGCAGCAAAGGCAGAGGCUCUGGGAAACUUGAGGACCAUGGUGAGGCUUUGAGGUACCCAGCUUUGGCAGGGUGCAGGGUCAGCGCUGAGUCCCCCAAAGUGUGGAGUGCUCUUAUUUAUAGCUUCCAAAUUCAGUGUACGGGGUGGUGGGUUCUCUUGUGUCAUGUCCCCAUCACUGAGCCACGGCACAAACCCCCAUUCUGGCUGCAAUGUCCUGGGAACACAAUGUGCAUCUCAGGGCAUGUCCAUGUCCUCCACUGCUGUGUCUCCUGGCCAAGGGGCUGGGCUUCAGCUUUCCUGGGGGAUUUUGGGUGCUCCUAGCAAGGGCACAUCACCAAAUUUUGCAUCUGCCUUUCCCGCAUCUGUAACACAGCGCCUGGCACCCCAGAAUCCCCUGGCACAUGCCCUGGUGGGGUGGACUCAGAUCUGCCCCUGAGCCAGGACAUUAAACAUCUCUCGACUUUCUGCCUUUGAACGCUUGCAGCAGCUGGAGCGGUGGGCACAUAGGGGUUGUGGGUUUUUUUUUUCUUUUGACAAGGAUAAGAAAUUUGCUAAUUAAAGAAAAAAAAAACUUUUAAAAAAAUAUGUUUGUCUUCCGCACGUCCUCUGGCCUUUCUUUCUCCCAUUUCUUCCCAGUGGAGCCCGGGAGGUGACCCAUGGCCUCCUCAGACCGAUCCCCAGCACUCAGUCAUGGAUGGCUGCCAUCCGCUGUCACCAGGGCAUACGUGUGGCCCAGUGGAUGCUUCAAGUGUCCUUUGGGCUCGCUGCUGCUCACCCCCUCAGCUGCAGAGGAUCGCAGUUGUUGGGGCAAGGAGGGCUAGUCAUAAAAUGUCUGGUGGUAUUGGGACACCCAACUUGAGAUGCCUUCAGUGGCCUGUGUUGGGUAUCUCCAGAGGUUUGUGUGCCUUCCAAAUCAUAGACUAUCCAGAGACAUUUGCUUCAGAGGGCUGAUCUCUUCAGAUAAGUGGUGAGGAUUAGACAACUUCAGUACCUGCAGAAGGGUAGAGGAUGGCUUCAUGCCUCCACACGUGGGCAGAGGAGGAGCUUGGAGCCAUUUCCAGCACCACUCCUCCUCUCCUGAUAGGGGCCAGCCUGGCUGCACGGCAGGGAUAGCCACCCCAUGGCAUGGGCUCUGGUGACAGAUGAGGUGGGGACCCUCCACACAUCGCCCCAGAGUUGUUGUAACACACACCUUGGGCCUGUCCUAGCCUCCACGCUGCGGGACAUCCCUUGGCCCCCUGAGUUUCUCCUACCCCAUUCCAGACUGUUGAUUCCCGUGCCUCGUAGGAAGGGUGGCAGUGGUCAGAGUGUGUUUGUUGGCAAGGGUGAGCAAUGGGGCUGAUAGGAAGGCCUAAUCCUGUAACACAGCAGUCAUGCUGGGUGGGUCACCAUUCCCUUACUGUCCGGGUGUGUCCUGCUGCUAAAAUAGGUGCUGCUUCAUCCCCGGGGACAAAAGGAGGUGGCUUGGCAUUGCAAUGGGAUAGCCCAAAUCCCUCUUAGGCAGAGGACCUUGCGGUCCCGUGUGCUCCCCAGUCAUAACAGGCUGUGCCAUGAUAUGCGAAGAGUUUAGGAUAAAGCAGUGGGAACCACCGCCUUGCAAGCUUGCAGGUGUUUCUGCCCUGGUGAGAAGAAGAGAUGGUUUCCUCACCCACGCUCCUGGGAGCGUUGCAUGGCAGGUUGCCCAGGGCAAGCGGUCCAAGGCUUCAGCCACGAUGCUUGUGAGUUGGGGUUGGGGUGGGGACAGCGGGGCUUGAAUUCAGCCUCCUUUGGCGAUUGGAACUCGCCGCCUCCUCCAUGCAGGGUUUGAUAGUAGCAAUGCUCAGUGCUGAGCUCUGAUGAGAGUACACUCGGAUCUCGGCUUAGUGGGCUUGUUAGAGGGAACACGAGGGGGACAGGCUUCGCAGUGCUCCUUCGCUUUAUGUAGCAUCAACCCAUCCACCUUAAAAAUAGGGGAGCUUCUAGUGUAAGGGUAGUCCUUGGCCAGUUACAAUCCAUGUGGCCAAAACCUGAGCACCUCUGGCCGGCAGAGUGGCAUCUUGAUACUCUCCAGUUUUAUGAGUCGCUGCAAAAAAACCCCAAAACCAUGCUAAUUUAAUUGUCCUAUUUUUUUUUCUUUUUUGUUUUUUGUUUUUUCUUUUUUCUUUUUUCUUUUUUUAAUGGAUAUCUCCCUCCUGUCCUGGAACUUGCUGUCACCUCCCAUAGACAGGACACCUCAGCAGCCUAGGUGCUGCUGUCCUUUCAUGGAAGGCUUGAACCCACUCCCAAGGUUUCUCUGGGUUGGACUGCCAAAUAUUUGGGGUUUUUUUGAUACAGACUUGGGCUCCUACCUCUGAGGUACCAGCUCCUUGAUGUUUCAGCCUAGACAGGGUUACAGAAACCUAACAGGGUGGGGAAAUUGAGGGGUCUUCCAACCAGGUUUUGGGUGAAAAAAAUUCACAAAGAGCCCAGUUCCUUCACAGAAACGUUGGGACAGUUGGGGAAGAGGGAAGGUUGGAGCUCAGUAGACACAUAGCACCAGAGCAAAGCCUAAGCAGCCAAGGGCUUAUGGUUUGGGCUGCUUUUGGGGUCUCUCCUUGUACACUGAUCUUGUUUCACCUCAGAUGCCAAGAUAUUGAAAGGAGAGCCUUAAAAAUCUGAUUUAUUUGCCAGUUCUGUUAUUGCUCCAUUUGCCUCCAUUGGGUUUUGGCAGACGUCAUAAGCAACAGACACCCCCAUGGCUUUGGCUACAAACCAGCCACCUCACCCUGCCUUUUUCUGCAGAAGCAAAGGACAAAGUCAGUUUUAUACCUCAUCAUUCCAUCCACCUCCCUCACCUCCUCCAUGGAAAGCUGUCAUCUCUCCAUAGUUUGCAGGGACAGGGCUCCAAACCGGUAGCAAGAGCUUCGGUGAUUUAGACCCAAAGGAUGUCAAAGCAGAGAUGCCCUAACCAUCAAACCAAGAGCUUGUAGGCUUUGCCGGGGAAUCGAUCAUGGUUGAAUUUCAUAUGGGGGAAUAAGUCUGAGCAGGAAUUCAUAGUUGUGUCCUCUCACCGGUGGCACAGGUGUGGCCUUAUCUGCAUUUUGUUUAAGAGGCUCAUAUGUCCCUUCUAUUCUCCAUGUUUGUCAGUCAGAUUGGAGCACACGGUGGGGACAGCAGUGGGAAGGAAGGCAACACAGCCAUCGCAGAUGGGCAGCGCUUUAUUUGAGAAAGGUCUGGUGAUGCGUAUUUAAAAACUUUUGCCUUUGUAAAUUCAUAUUAUGAGUCUUGCAGUAAGGCUGAUGCUGUGGUGCUUAGGCUGUGAGCUUCAGAUGAGGAGGUUUAUGAGUAACAGAUUUCCUGAGGAAGCAAAGAGUCUUGCUCUAUCUACAAUAGAACAAGUCGUUUUCUUUUUUUUUUUUUUUUUUUUUAUUAGAUUUGUUUGUUUUUUAUUAGUCCCAGUGGGGAAGCACACAGGGAGAUUCGUGACUUCCAUGCUGUUUCUAGGGUCUUACAUCUUACUUGCUUCCAGCAGGCUGGGUAGGUGCAGUUUGGCGGGUGGAGUUGGAUGGGAUACUGUCUGGUGGGAGAAAAAUGUGGCUGGUUUCUUCGUGCAGCAGGGGGGUCACAGGCCGGCUGGGGUCCUGCUUGCAGGCUCUGGCAGACAUUCCCGGGGAGGGGGGCGUUUCGCCGCACUCAGCUUCCCCUUAGAAAAUGAUCUCCCAGUGAACUCUGGACUUCCCUGCUGUUUCUUUCUGUGCAACAAAGAACUGCAUAUUUUCCUUUUUAACUCUGUGGGCAAUCGUAGUAGUAUGUAGAUUAAGCCCAGAUGACUGUUUGGUUUUUUUUUCUUUUUUCGGUCUGAGCCAUAGCUAAAUUAUUAUACCCAAUGCUUUUUGUAUCAGACAGCAUCACUUUGAAUAUGCAGAUGAGGUAUAGGAUCUUGACACUUUAUAACGUUUUUAAAAAGAAACUUGUCUGUUUACUUAGGUCUUGUGUAAAAAGGAAAAAAAAAUUAUGCCUUUUAGUAAUCACUUCUCUUUUUUUUUGAGUUUUAUGAAAUUACGGUGGUUACACUCCAGCAGCAAAAUAAAAAGCAUUCACUGUUUUGUA
Falco peregrinus (peregrine falcon) is the source of this 20314-nucleotide messenger RNA. RefSeq names its product protein tyrosine phosphatase 4A3 (gene PTP4A3). The coding region runs from base 15029 to 15550 and encodes 173 amino acids. Gene Ontology annotation, biological process: endothelial cell migration; protein dephosphorylation. Gene Ontology annotation, molecular function: protein tyrosine/serine/threonine phosphatase activity. The record is from RefSeq and is a predicted model, not a curated record. Lineage: Eukaryota; Metazoa; Chordata; Aves; Falconiformes; Falconidae. The transcript is spliced from 6 exons. Gene Ontology annotation, cellular component: nucleus.